Molecule: messenger RNA, 1689 nt
Organism: Yamadazyma jaroonii
Lineage: Eukaryota; Fungi; Ascomycota; Pichiomycetes; Serinales; Debaryomycetaceae
Source: the annotation of a GenBank genome assembly
AUGGACUCACCAUUAGCAUUGACGAUAGGUAACAGAAUUACUGCCUAUCUUAACAGUGCCGAAGAUUACCAUAAAUACCGUAAGAGAAUUAAUAAACAAUUACUCAGAUUACGUCAUGAUUUAGAUUUGGUUACCAGAGAUACCAAAAAUUAUAAAACCAAAGAAAAAUUCAGCAAGAUUUCUAUUGAAGAUUAUGAAAAUGAUGAAAGAUUCGGAUUAAUUUUAUUAUUGACCAGUGAAAGAGAUUUAUUAUACAGUCUUGAAAUCAGAAGUUUAUUGGAGAUCAGUAAUGAAGGUAAUGCAUCAUCAUAUAAAAAUUUAAUGAUCAGUAAAUUGAAAAGAUCUAUCAUCGGAACUAAGAAAUUAUUAGAAGUUGUCAAGAAUGAACAAGAUAAAUUCAAGUUACUCGAAAUUUAUAUUUAUGCAGCCAUCAAUGAAGGUUCUUUAGCUAUUCAUAAAAGAAAAUGGUCAAAAGCUUUAAAUUCAUUCUCCAUGGCAAGAUGUGGAUUAGAAUUAUUACAUGACGAAAGAGCUGAAACUGAAACUUUUAAUAAAUCCAUUAUAAGUGAAUUAAUCAACACUGUUGUUGAUCCUUCUAUCAAUUUAUCAGUCAAUCAAUUGAACUUGAAUUUAAUCGAUUUAAAAUCAAUUUCUAGAAAGCAUUGUCGUGAUAAUGAAUUACCAUAUUUAAGUCCAAUAGUUGAAUUAAUAUCAUCGAUUGAUGACAAAUAUGUUAAAGAAAUCUCAUCUACUGUUGAUAAAAUUGAAUCUGUCAAUUGGAGAGAUCAUGAAGCAAGAAUUUAUAAUGAUGAAAUCAGUUUCAAAUUAAUUAAAUUAGUUGAUUCCAACAAUAACAAUCUCACUGAGAUUGAAAAUUUUGAUGAACUUAUCACUGGGUGGAAUGAAAUCUUAGAAUUACAUCAAAUCGACGUCAGUAAGAAUCAAGACGAAGAAGAUGAUGAAAAAAUUCAAGAUCGUGCUAUUUUAUUGACUUUCAUAAAUUACAAUUUAUUAUUCACUACUAUCAGAAGAGAUUUGAUUUUGAUCGAUGAUUUAUCCACCAAAUCCUUGAAAGUUUCCAAAAAUAAGAAAUUAAUCAUAAAUAAAGAUAUAACAAGAUUAUAUACAUCAAUAAUUUCAACUUUGGAUGAAAUUAAAGAAUUACCUGGUGUCUUCAAUGAUGAAGAUUUAUCAAAUUCUUUAGAAAAUAUGAUUAAAUACUAUAAUUACAAAAAAUCAGUUAAAUUAGCUGAAUGUUUCACUUUGAACGGAAAACACAUUGAAAGUUUGAAAGUUUUGGACGUCAUUUACAAAGAUUGUCAAGAUAAAGAAGAAUUAUAUAGUGUUGAAGAUUUCCCAUUUGAUGUUACUAACAAUAAAGAAUUCAUCGAAUUUAAAACUGAACUCCAACAACUUUUAAAUAAAAAUCACAUCAUGGCUCAAUUUUAUUAUGAAACUAAUAAUGAUUCAGUUAUCAUUGAAAACAUGAAUAAAUUCCCCUUAAAUAACAAUAUCUUGGGUUUCAAUAACAUAUUACCAGUAUUACCCAAACCAGUAUUAUUCGAUAUUGGUUAUAAUUAUAUCAAUUAUUCCGGUACAAAUUCAAAUUCUGGUACUCCUGAACCUUCAACUUCAACUGAUGAUGAUAACAAAAAGAAAGGUUUCUUUGGUAUUUUCGGUCGUCUGUAA